This is a messenger RNA of Wickerhamiella sorbophila, 1113 nucleotides long. Its product is annotated as Phospho-2-dehydro-3-deoxyheptonate aldolase, tyrosine-inhibited. The transcript has a single exon. Gene Ontology annotation, biological process: aromatic amino acid biosynthetic process. Gene Ontology annotation, cellular component: cytoplasm. Lineage: Eukaryota; Fungi; Ascomycota; Dipodascomycetes; Dipodascales; Trichomonascaceae. Gene Ontology annotation, molecular function: 3-deoxy-7-phosphoheptulonate synthase activity. The coding region runs from base 1 to 1113 and encodes 370 amino acids. The record is from RefSeq and is a predicted model, not a curated record.
AUGACUGAAAGUCCAGCACCAAUGUUCGGCCCUGACGGGAAUUACCGCGUGCCCACUGCCGUGGUGGAAGGUGAAGAUGUUCGUAUUCUGGGGUACGACCCAUUAGUGGCACCUGCGUUGCUGCAGAACGAGAUCCCCCUCACAGCCGCCAGCAACGCAGUUGUUAGCGCCGGCCGGAAAAAGUCCAUCCAGGUCAUCAAGCAGGCCUCAGACAAGGUUCUUGUUGUGGUUGGGCCCUGCUCGAUCCAUGACCCAGAGGCUGCUUUGGAUUAUGCCCGCCGCCUCAAGGUGCUCUCCGACGAGCUGAGCGACGAGCUUGUGAUCAUUAUGCGUGCUUACCUGGAAAAGCCUCGCACCACUGUUGGCUGGAAGGGUCUGAUCAAUGACCCAGACCUCGACAAUUCCUUCCAAAUUAACAAGGGUCUCCGAGUUUCCCGGAAGCUGUAUGCCGAUCUCACCGCACUCGGCCUGCCUAUUGCGGCCGAGAUGCUCGAUACGAUCUCGCCCCAGUACAUCGCUGAUCUGCUGUCUCUGGGUGCGAUUGGCGCCCGCACAACCGAGUCCCAGCUGCACCGCGAGCUUUCGUCGGGCCUGUCCUUCCCCAUCGGUUUCAAAAAUGGCACUGACGGGUCCAUCACUGUUGCGGUUGACGCUGUCAAGGCGGCCUCCUUCCCGCAUCGCUUCAUGGGUGUCACCAAGCAGGGCAUUGUGGCCAUUACUGCUACCAAGGGCAACGAGCACUGCUUUGUGAUUCUCCGCGGCUCCAACAAGGGCACAAACUAUGACGCAGAGUCGGUUGCCGACGUCAAAAAGCAGCUCGAGGGCACCAACAUCCACCUGAUGGUCGACUGCUCUCACGGCAACUCCAAGAAAGACUACCGCAACCAGCCGCAGGUUUUGUCUGCUGUUGCCGAUCAGAUCGCCAAGGGUGAGCGCGAGAUCAUCGGCGUCAUGAUCGAGUCCAACAUCAACGAGGGCGCCCAAAAAUGCUCGUCGGGCCCCGACGGUCUCAAGUACGGUGUGUCGAUCACCGACUCUUGUGUUAAUUUCGAAACUACCGAGAAGAUGCUGCGCGAGCUGGCCGAUGCAGUCAAGACCCGCCGCACUCUCUAA